CAUUCUACUUCUUACCUGUUGAUCUUACUAUACCUGUUUUCUUUGAAAACUACGAGAACUUGUUUCUCUCUCACUACACCUGGACAGCCAUCUUGAAAUACCUGAGUGAUACACAGUGAUACACGUCAAUAAUAAUUUGUUUAAUCUAAUUUUACCAAUUUUAACAAUCAAUUAUUUUUACAUGUAAUAUACGUGUUUCAACAAUUUAAAAAAAGAAGCUUGAUUUCUUUGAUUUUUCGAUAGUGCAAAUUGACCAAUAAGGUCACAGUAAAUUCAUAUAUAUUUUUUAAAAUUUAUUAUUAUUAUUUUUUUUGGUGGUUUGUACACAAAUAGUGACAACAUAUUGUUCAAAAAAUUUUUAAACAUUGUUCAAAUAUUAUUGUGAAUAUAUAAAAGUAAACAAGUGAAAAUUUUCGAAAUAUUUUUCUACUGGCAAUGGAGCAAAACCAGUUUCUAUCAGAAUUACUCAUUUCAGAAUUUUAUUAUUAAUAAUAAAUAAUAAAAUAAUAUAUUUGACAUUUAAUUUAUUAAAAUACAAUAAAUAAAUAAUAUAAAUAUUUAUAAAAAUGGGCUCAAAAAUUGAAUACGUUGAAUCAUCUCAUAUUUAUGCAACAAAUUAUAUACGUAAUUCGAAAGCAAUUGGUGUUUUAUGGGGAAUAUUUACAAUAUGUUAUUCAAUAAUUGGAACUGUUGCAUUUGUAACACCAGAAUGGAUUGGAGAUCUUGAGCAUGAAAAUCCAGGAAGAUUUGGUUUAUGGUCACGUUGUAGUUAUGGAGCAAAUGGUGAUUUUGGAGAAGAAUGCAUUGGAAGACUUGAUGAUAUUUCUACAAUAUUAAAUGUUCCAUUUCGUGCAAGUACAAUACUCGUUGGUUUUGCUGUUAUAAUAUCAUUUGUAACAAUAUUAUCAAUGUUGUUAUUUUUCUUUUGUCGCAGUACAAAAGUUUACUAUCUAUGUGGAUGGAUGCAAAUUAUAUCUGCAAUUUGUAUGGGAAUUGGAGUUGGUGUUUAUCCACUGGGCUGGGAUUCACCAACAGUACGAGCUGUUUGUGGAGCAACAUCAACAAGGUAUAAUCCAGGUGCUUGUGCAAUAAGAUGGGCAAUACCACUUGCUGCAAUAGCUGCUCUUGAUGCAAUAACACUUGCAAUAUUGGCUUUUAUGCUUGCUGCAAGACAUGUUAAAUUACAACCAGAACCUUUUAAUAAUGGAUCUCUAUACAAAGGUGAAGUUAAUCCUGGAUAUGUUAAUGAAGCUCAAAGUGUUGCUGGUUCAAGAAAAUCAUUAUCAUUGAGACCAGUACUUCUUGUUGCACCACCUGAACAAGAUCGUUACAGUGAAUUAUCACGUGCUAAAUCACACUCACAUCACAGUUUAUACUCACCAGGUCCUCAUCAGGUUCAUACUCUAUCCAACAAUACACUAAAUCAUUCACAAAGAAAUUUUCAAUUGUAAUUUAAUUAAUAAAACAAAAAAAACGUUACAAAAUAUCAAAAAAAAUAAAUAAAAUAAUAAAUUGUAUUAAAAUUUUAA
Messenger RNA from Aphidius gifuensis, 1529 nucleotides. RefSeq names its product LHFPL tetraspan subfamily member 3 protein (gene Lhfpl). The coding region runs from base 567 to 1451 and encodes 294 amino acids. Lineage: Eukaryota; Metazoa; Arthropoda; Insecta; Hymenoptera; Braconidae. Gene Ontology annotation, biological process: sensory perception of sound. The transcript is spliced from 6 exons. The record is from RefSeq and is a predicted model, not a curated record. Gene Ontology annotation, cellular component: plasma membrane.